GGUCCCGCUGCGGCCUGGCCGGGUAGAUGGAGGCGGCAGGCGGCGGUGCAGCGCCGGACUGUAUCGGUCUGCACGAUUUCAGCGGGCAACUGGGAGAGCAGCGGGUGCACUUCCACGCCAUGCGGCUGCAGGACUCGCUCUUCCUCUGGGUGGGCGCCGCGCCCGCCCUGUCCAGCCUGGCCGUGGCCAUGUGCAACCCCCGGGACAGCGUGCCCGUGUCCACCUCCCUGCUGGGGGACCCCUCCGACACCGCCUCCGCCUGCCUGGCCCAGCGCCUGGUGGUGACAAAGAGAAGGAGCAGCUUAGUCUGUGGAAUACAGAAAUCUCAGGGAUGUUCUGGAGAGUAGGAUAAUGCUGAUGGUUACACUAAUGCAAGUUACAAGAAGCUCAACUGCCUGCCUGAAGUCCAGCCCAGGUUUUGCUCCUCUUCCAGGCUUCCCUCAGCAACCACCGCCUUAGGGCUGAAGAACUGUCCAAUUGUCCCUUCCCAAACCAGCCUUCCCCCAGAGGAAAACAUUAUCUAGAAGGCAGGCAGUAUGGAAUGUGGUCCCAGCAAGCACAAUGCAAAAUGUGCUGAAGAACUUCAGGAUUUUGCCCACUUCUAAACACUCACAGGCAGCACCAUGCUCAUGGAGGGUCCCUGAGGUCUGUUAAAAAUUUGAGCAUCUCCGUAACACAUAUCUGAAAUCCACUGGGAAGGACUGGAGUUCCAACCUGAUUUGGGGGGGAAUCCUCCCAGUUUCUUCUGAAACCUGGAUUUAAGCAAAGUGGUCACAGUGCUAUGCCAGUUCAUCAUCUUCCCCCUCAUGUUUGAAAUGUUCGAAAUCAUUUUGAACAGUGCCCUAAACAGAAGACAUUUCCUCGGGGAGAGAAUCCUGAGCAUCAUCAGUGACUUUUUUGCAUUUCAAAACUAAAGCUGUGUCACGUCCUUAAGCUGCUGAGCUAACUGCAAGACAACUUCUAUUUACAAUCCUAUAACAACACACAGACCUCUCAAAUAUUGCAUGAGAUACUCUCCUUGGUGGAGGAUGAAAUGAAGGACACCGUCAGUUCCAAAAUAUCAUUAGCUUAAAGACUGAAAGUGAACUCCUUCCUAACCAGGAUGCAACAGAGCCACUGUUUCCAAGCUAUGGGAAGCACUGGAGUCACCGUUCCUGGAGGCGUUCAAUGUGGAUGUGGCACUGAGAGCAUGGUUAGUGGGCAUGGUGGAGAUGGGUUGGUGGUUGGACUAGGUGAUCUUAGAGAUCUUUUCCAACCUGAAUGAUUCUAUGAUUCUAAGAUACAAGAGCAGCGAGAUAACCAGGAGGGCACGAAGCCUGCUGCAAGCAGAAGCCACAGCAGAAUCACAAAAACAUUGUGUCCCAGGAGUGCAAAUCACCACUGUUUAUUUGGGCAAAGACAUGUAGUGCUGCUUUCCAGCCUGCUCCGCAGCAGCAGCAGAGCCCCGUUCUGCACCCUGCAUCCUUUCCCUUUGUGCAUGGGCAAUCAGCCCAGUGUCCUCAGCCGCCCACACUGCACUGCCCUGGCCUCUGCUCUACUCACUGAACAGUAAUCCCUUCAAGAGAUGCAAGACAGAGAGAGAGAGAGAGAGGAGGAAAAAAAAGAAGAAAAAAAAAGCAAACCACUAUGGAGAAAUGAGAUAGACCAACUCUAAUUUACAACCAAAACAAAAGAUGCGUUUGUCUGCUGUUACUGGAAGACAGUGUCAUAAAAAUAAUAAAGCCAAGAAAUGCUAUUUAGAUGCAAAUAGUCGUGCUGCUCACUGCUCACAGGUCACUCCUGGUCACCUAUCUGCUCUAACUACAUGGAAUAUUUCUGAGGGGGGAAAAAAGAAAAAAGAAAGGUAUUUCAUUGUACUUAAUGACCAUACUGAAGCAGGAUAUUAUGGCACUAGCCUCCUUAUACCUGAUAAUAUCCAUUCUCCCCAGCAUCUAUGCAGCGUGAGGCCAACAGAAUCAUAACAGCAGAGCUGGAGCGAAAGAGGAAAUUGGUCGAAUUAACAUUUGCAAGACAGGAGCACCCAGCGGGCUCAGCAAUGGAUCGGGGCUAUCUUAAAAAAGAAAGCAAUAAAAAUGGCGGCACUUAAUCUCGAAGAGCAAGGUCAGAAUGAUUUUUGUAGCAAGAUUCUGGAAAGGAUUAAGUGGGAAGAAAAUAAUUCAGAACAACUAAAGCAGUUAGAUAAGACAGUGUUGUAACGUCUAUAAUUGAGCCCGUGCUAAGCCUUUUGCACUGAAAAAGCCAAACAAAGCAGAAGAAAAAGCAUAAGGUUUUGCAGGGCUUAACAGAGGAUGACUGUUUACUAAUUUGGCUCAAGAGAAACAAUGAAAAUCACUGCCCACAAUCACACAAUACACACUGUACAGACUUCUUGUGGGCACGAGAGUUCUCUCUCUAAGUAUGACCAGAUCUGGACUUUGGAAGCAAAACACUUCCUCCUCUGUCAGCAGAAGACUGUCCCUAAUGCCAUGCUCUUUGGGCUUUCCCAGUUUGGGUGUCUGUGUUUCUCAAAGUCAUUUUUCAUUGUCAAUCUGUGCUUUGUUGAGCUCAACUUAAUUACAUGAAAUUAAGAGGAAACGAUACAUAUAUAUUUAAGUCAAGUGCUAUUUCCAUUCUUUCAUGUAAUGUUGGUGGAGCCUUUUGACUCUACCACUUACUUUUCCCCAGUCUCUUCAAUUUUUAAAAUAUCCCAAUCUACUCACAAGUCACUUCCUUCAGAUGAUUGGCUCUCCCCAAGUCUCCAAUAUCGUUCAGCUUUCUGAUGGCUUUCUCCAUCCUUUAUGUAUAUACCAACCAACAACAACAACAAAACCACAAAGAACUAACUCAUCCACCCCCACACCAACAUUUACAAUAGCCAAAACAUCACUGAGAUUGCAACAAAUGAGGUAUGUGACUGUGACAGGCCAUCAGGAGAGCAGCCGCAGGGCCCUGGCAGCUCCUUGGCUGUCUAAACUCUAAGGGUCAAUGAUACAAUCUUAAAAGUCAAGCCAACGUCCAUUAAAGUCACAUGGAAGCAAACUAUUGCUCUGUCAGUUCCAGCAGGAAAACUCCCCCUCCCCCAGCCUUUUCUUUGAUUUUGCACUGAAGUUACCAGUUCAGAAGGAAUUUGAAUUAAGCAUUUCAGUUCUGAGUGAUACGCCAGAAAGGAGAGUCUGGAAAAUAAGAAACGUUUUUUCCCCACGUACUCAGAGGCCCAUUAUGAGCUUUCCCAUAGUCCAGAGCCCACACACACUGCGGGCUUCCUAUUCAAGGACUCAGUAGGAAAACUGUCGGCAUGCUAGCUCUUCACGUCUCAGUGGAAAUUAAAGCUAUUCACUGGGACAUUCUGACAGUCUCACAGGGAGGGGAACCCCAUCAGCUUCCAGCUCCCACCGCUGCUGGAUUCUCGUGGGAUCCACUGCAUCCCAGGCCCACGGCUUUCAGAAUUGUAAAGCAACUCUCCAGGCUUCAAAUGAAGCCACCCAUCUCCGCAUUGCUUGGCAAAGGCAAAAUGCACAAAGCUCGAAGCAAACCUGUGAAAACGGAUGCCCAAGGUGACGAGUGUCAUAUGGUGAUUGAGUGUUGCUGGAUUUUUCUGGCUGCUAAGUGCUACUGUCAGUAGUGUUUUGAACAUGAAAAGAGCUAUGGAAGCAUAACAGAAAGGCUCCAUUGGUCCCCAGAGCUCAACAACUCUGCAGCAGGAGACAGACAGGGCUGAAAUGCAGAGCUGAGCAACCUGCCCACAGCCACACUGAGCUGCUGGUGAGAGGGGCUGUUCGUGCUUCCCAGAAUUUCUGUCUCCAGAAACUCAACUGUGCUCACUUUUGUCUUCAAGGACUAGCAGCUCGGCAUAUCAUAUCUUUGAAAAGCCUAAUGUUGGAGGAGUACUGAAGACUAUCAGGUCACAUACAAAAAUAUGAGCUGGAUAAAGAGCUGACUGAUGGAAAGGCAGCAAAAGGGGGCAGAAAAAUGGAGAUGCCAGCAGGAUGAAGGAGAUUACUGCUGGCAUGACUUGUCUCAUUCUCAAAAAAGAAAACAAUAUUUAAUAAACUCAGUAGGGAGUUUGGCACAAAACUGAGGAAUGUGUCAAUGACGACUGCUGAUGACAGCGAGGCGCUAUCAGCCAUUCAGCACAGAAAUGGGACAAGAGAGAUAAAUGGAUGAACCUGAGAUCCCGUGUGGCAAAAGCAAGUUGGAAAUGCAAAAUACAACUCAGCGAUUCAAGAGAAAUGCUUCUGCUGGAAUACGAGCUUUUAACAAGGACUGCAGUGCAGCUGGCUCUACGCUGCUUGAUCUCUAACUAUAUGGCACCCAUAUGCUGCAUUCAUAAAGUAUUUCCUAUUCACACAAUGAAAUAUGGGCGCUCUUUUACAAUUCUGGACACCAAUAUUUGAGAAACUAAAGCCUUGGUAAGCCUAUUUAUCAAAGGAGAGGAGAUAGAGAAGAACUCCAGCUGUCUGCUGAUACAGUAUGGGAAAAGAGAAAAAGAAAAUUAAGAUAGAGACAGUUGCAGAACAGGAACAAAUGGGAACAGAAAAAAGACAAAGAAUCUGGACAGCUAGGGCAUAUUUGAACUGAAUGCUAAAACGUAGCCAAGCGUAAGAGCAAGGUAGAUUUAGGGAAUGGCUUUCCAACAAAAGCACGGACAAAAAAACUAACAGCAUUUAAGAUGAAUCUCGGGUAAUCAGAGCAACCGUGUAACUCGUUGACUACGAACACAAAGGACUGACUGCAAUAAUUUGUUUCAAUCCCAUGUUUCUAAUUACAUUGAAAAAAAAGGUGGGAAAAGCCAGACACAAGGUUGCCAUUGCAAUUUUCAGUUGCUCAUACACAUUAUGAUACAGCACUUAAUUAGAUGAUCACACAUUGGUUUUCUCUUCCACAAUGUUCGGUGCAGUCAGCAAAUGAGCAGCUAUUAAUGAUAUUCUCUACCUUUCUCAUUCAAGACGUGCCCCUCUGCCUUAUUAUUCAGACCUCACAGUGAAUACAAAACCAUAGCUUUCCUCAGAGACAUUCCCACAGUGCUGUCAGAAUAUUCAUGUACUUCAUAAAUAUCAAUGAAAUCACCUCCACUGCUUUCUCGUAAGACUAUUGCAGUUUUGCAAUGCAGGGAGAUGAAAUGCAGAGGAAUAACAUCCAGAAUGAGGAAAAAAAAAAUCACUCAGCAAUUUUAGGAGUAUAGUUUGAGAAAUAUGAGCUCUGGGUUGCUCAGAAUCCUCUGCGUGCAAUAUUCAUUGUAGGUACUGAAAUAAACGCUCUACCUUUCUGCAAACCAAGCCCCAGAAAUACACGCUGUUGAGACACUGAAGAAACAAUGAUUGGUGACAACUAGAAGAGCUUAAUUGCAGGGAACGUUCCAUCAUUGUGCACAAACAUCCCUGGUGGACACAGACACGAGUACAGCUCCUCAGGAGCUAUUCAGCUUCAUUCCCCCAAGACGGCCCUCUUUCCUCCUGCAACCCUCUGGCUCAUUUAACUACACACCAUCCAAAUUCUGCAACAAAUGAGGAACAGACAACAGCUUCAUUCCCACAGCAUCAUCCAUCCUAUGCACUGAUUCAUCCAUCCUAUGUCCUGUAAAAAAAUAGGUUGCAGUCAUGUUACUGAAGGCUGUAUCAUCUUAUCUUCAUGCCAGGAGGCCAAGCAAGGGUUGCCCGGGCAACCUGACUUUUUGCAUUUCUGAGAGCCUGACUUGCCAAUGUUUACAUUCUGCUAACCUUACCAACACUCAAAAAACAAAAAGAAAAAAAGAAUAUCUCAAAUGUCAUUGUGUCGAACUGUAUUUGGGCCAUCAUGUUUCAGAUACCUACACAGGCAUUACGGCUUUCUGUGGCUGGAGCUAUGGAGGGAGCCUCAAGCAAGGUGGGCAGCAGAGGCAUGAGGCACGCAUUUUAGAAGUGGGUUUCACAGGAGAAGAGUGCUGAGACUGCAUCCUAGGGCUUGACAACUUGUUCUGGAGGGAGGAGGAAGCAAAUGGCCACAGCCUCUUCAGUCUUUGUGCCCUAGCUCUCCUUCCUUCCUCUAUAGCCAUUAAUGCCCUCUGUCCCUUGUUGCCUUUGUUCGUGAAGGUCACCUUCAACUAUCUUUAUACUUUGCCCCCACAACUCUUUUCACUCUGCUACUCCCUCUCCUCUCUAUUAGCAGUACCUCUUAGUGCUCUCCUCCUCUGAUUGGUUCUUUAGGUUUCCUCUCCUCGCCCCACAUCCAUGCCCUGUUCACACGGGCAGUAAGAGCACCAGCGUUUGCUGCCAGCCCUCCAUGCCCUGCUCCCACCGAAAUUCAGUCAAGCUUUAAGAGAAGCUGACCACUACCCAGUUGUUUCUUUGUUGUUAUUUUUUAUUUUAUUUUACAGUAUAUUUGGCUUUUCCCAGGGGCACCACAAGGCACAUCCUCAGUACAGUGCUCCCUUCUACCCCUUCCCUCUUCACAUCCUGUAGCUGCCAUGUCAUUACUGUCUUCACAGGGAUACAUACAGCCAGUGCAUGCAUGAGCUCCUCCUCCACUUCUGUAUAUCCAGCCAGCAAAAGAAGACUUACAUUCAUCAGUCCUACUCUUGUUGCUCACUGUUUUUCCUGUACGGCAUGCCUUGAAGGAGCUGCACAAACUCCAUCAGCUGCCACUGGUAGACAAGAGGGGACUGUCAGGAAAAAAAUGAGCCCCUUCUGAAAACUGAUCAGAUAUUCAAGAGGGCAACAGAAAUCAUGGCUUGCUGGCUGGUUUCCUUUAACACAGAAAUCUCUUUUGUCUGUGAGGCUUAAAGGCUGCCUUUAUUCCAAUGGUUUGAACUGAAUUUCCCACAAUGUACCUGACUAACCCCUGGGACUUGCAUGGGCUAUUUAAGUUCGGCACUAAUAAACAACCAAGAAACAGGAUCUUGUAAAGGAACACAUCCAGCAGGUUUGUGUGGAGUAGCAUCACAUGAAGGUACCUUGUAUUAUUGAGCUAGGGAACUUGCUUUGUUCCUCUGUCUAAUACACCUGGCUCUUCACCCAUCCCAGUCUGUACACAGUACUGUAGUUGUAGCUGUGGUGGUCUGAAGGUACAAUCAAAGGUUCUGUAGUUAUUUUCUCGGGUUAGGAAAAGAGACUGACUCAGACAUAAGGUGAACUUUUUUUCUUUUAAUUCAAAGAAAAUCCCCUUUAAACCACAGCUUUCCUAACUGCAGUCAGCAUUCAUAUGCACACACAAUACUUGUCACCACCACACACUUUUGUAAUUACAUCAAUAUUAUUUCACCAAGCUGCAAAAAUAUUUUUGUGCCUUCUUCCACUGAAUGGCUCUACCUUAGAAAGCAAUGUCUAUACACACUGUGUCCUCAGCACCAUUCUAGUUUGUGUUUUCAUCUAGAGUUGAGCAACAACAACAACAAAAAAGCAUUUUUGCUAUUCUGCCCAGUCAAGCAGUCAUUUUCUGUUCUGUUAAGGAACAUCUAGAACAUCAUUCACCAAAGGAGAAGAUAGGGAAAAUGACAACAGGGUGGGCUUCCACAGAAAAAUUACGUCUGACAACCAGGCAAUUGCUGCCAGGGCUUUCCUUGCUGUGUAUUCCCAACAGCAUCCACACACAGGGAGGGACUGUACUGUCAGUGCAGCAAGUGAUCUGUCCUGGCCAACGCACCUUAGGACAGCUGGUACUCUGGGAUUUCCAAUACCCCUAAACACUCUCUACUUCCACUCUUUAAGAAGUGCUUCUUUAGCCUUUACUUCACUGCAAAUGACUGUUCCAUAGCUGAAUUUGAAUACCUUGAGUUAGAAGGCUCCCACAAGGAUAAGCAAAUCCAACUCUGGGCACCACACAGGACCACACAAAAUUCAAACCCUAGUCUGAGAGUGUUAUCCAAAUGCUCCUUGAACUCCACCUCUGGUGCAGUCCCUUUCCCUAAAAGCCCCUCCCCUCACACAGCUCCAUGCCGUUCCCUCAGGCCCUGACACCGUUACCAGAGAGCAGAGCUCAGUGCCGCCCCUCCGCUCCCUGUGAGGAGCGGCAGCCGCCAUGAGGCCUCCCCUCAGCUCCUCUGCUCUGGGCUGAACAAACCUAGAGACCUCAGCCACUCCUCAUACACUUGCCCUCCCAGACCCUUCACCAUCUUCACAGUCCUCCUUUGGAUACUCUGAUAGUUUUAUGGAGCCCAAAAUGGCAUGCAGUACUCCAGGGGCUUGUGGUGUACCAGUGCAGUGUAGAGCAGGAGUGUAAAGCUGUAAUGAAGAAUACGCUUGCACUCUAUGCUCCACAGGGGAGCAGAGAAGAGAUGAGAAAGUUUUAGAAGAAACUGGCAGUGAAAAACCUCUACUAAAUUAAUAUUACCAAAAUAUUGAAUUUGCUCAUGACUGAAGACGGCUUUAUUCUGGGGAUGUUUUGAAAUAGUUCUCAACAAAACAAGCCUGCUUUGUAAGUUACAUUUCAAAAUGCAGCGGGAUAAAAAUAAUUAUUUUGUUGCAAUAAUUUUCUUGCAUUUUCUUCCAUCCAAGAAAUACUUCACCCAUUUGAAUGCUAAUUCUAUUACAGAACUGCUAUAAGCUGCCAAAAUGUAUACACACAACUCCAGCAGCAAUCUGUUACACAGGGUACACUAAUUUGACUGACACAGGUGAGUAGAAUUACACUGGGGUUUCUAGCAGGAAGAGGCUGUAUGGGAUAGCACAUAGAGUAACUCAGUCACACAAGGCUACUAUCACUAAUACUAAACAGCAACACAAUGGACCUGAAAUGAAGCGAAAUGUUUUCCAGCCAUUUCAGAGAAUAAAACAAAUCAAAACCAAAAACCCUCUCCGUGCAGACAGGAAAGCUCAGCAAUAGAUUUAAGAAGAAACAGGAGUUCAGCAUCAGGCUGAACGGCAUCCUCUCACACAGACAAAGUACAGGCUUUUUGACCAUGCCCUGCUACAGCAAUGAUGUCUUUGUGACUAUAACACACAAAACCAGAAAUAUGCUUUCUUCUGCUUACAGACCCCCCAAAACACAUACAAACUGCGGUUUGAUCAAAUGUUUCACUCAGGAUUUCUUACUUUUCUCAUGUCUUCACUCACACUAUCAGUGCUCUCAUACACCUACAAAGAGAGAAGGCCCUUCCAAAACCUUUAGUUAAGCUCAUUUAAUCCAUUCGGUACUGCUCUCAUCUUACUGUUUCUAGAAAAAUAAAGCAUCAUUCUACAGCUAGGUCAGGGAAGUUUUAACAUGUGGGAUUGCAGAGAGAGUUUAAAAAGAUGAAGUCAAGAAGAAAAAAUAUAUAGAUAAAAACCCACUUCACACUGAAGAAAAAAGUAUUCAGCAUCAGCAAAGUGGCAGAACUGAGCACAUUUUGUAUUCCUUAGGAAGGUGUGCAAAAGGUAAUGUACUGAAAACUACGAUAUCUAAAUGUAUUUGCAGGCAGAGUCCAUACCACUAAGAGGUACAAUAACACUGUUUUGCACAUGAAAGGGGGUCCCCCCCUGAACAGGAGUGUGGCUCUACCAUGUAACUGGAAAAAGUAAUCACAAGUAAUAGUCAUAAAACCAUUUUGAUACUUAGCACUCCUCCACUCACAAUAUAACUAGAAAUAGCUUAAAUAAAUCCCUCUAGCACCAAGUUGCAUCUUUAUCGUUUUCCUUAAAGAAAACUCAAGUAAUUAGUUUUCCCCUAAAAAUACACUUUAUUUUGUCUGCAAACUCAAGUAGCUAACUAGCUGAGAAAGGCCAAAUUUUGACUUGGUUGGGAAUCUCCAAGCCUAACUGUGAGACCUGUCAUUGCCUCUGAGGCACAUUUUCUCCAAGACCCUUCAUCUACCCUGACGAAGGUCUGCAGAACAGAGACGGGGAUGGAGAUCAGGAGCUUUUCCAUACCCCUGAGCCUUACAGAACUUUACCAAGAAAAUGUCAUUUACAUUGCACAGCCAUGUUGUGUGUGAUGUAGAUCCAAGAAACUUCAGACGUGCAAUUCACAUGCAAACAAGAUAAUUAACACAAGUCUGCCAACUACUACAGAAAUCACAGCAGUGGCCUUGGUAUGACUACCAGUUUCAAGCACAGAACCAAACUGACCUGAGCUACUCCAGAGACCCUUGACAAUGAGUACCAGCAAAGCACAGAAAGCACCACUCCUAACAGCGGGCAGGCAUGCAGGUGAUGUACCCCUGCAGCCCCUGGAGUAAGGGUAGGUAGAGUAUGGAAACAGUGAAAAAUCAACCCAAAACAUUCCCACAUUUUUUUGGCAAAUAGGUAGUCUGCAAGAGACACUGUAAAAUGGGUAUCUGUAUGCACUAUCAAGACUGUAGCAUCAGAAGCCCUCAGGACAGCAUUGCUCAGAUAGAACAGGAGCAAGAUUUGAUAGAGAAAUAGGAUGUGAUUUAGUUCUGCCAUGGGGCUGAUGUUUUAGAAAUUGUGGCUUGGGUGCCGCCAUCUCACUUGUCUCUGCGAUGGGCAGGACCCCAGACAGAAGCUUCCUUACAACAGUUACCAGAGGCACACCGAGCUGACACACUGCAGCCAUGAUAAAAUCAUUCAAAAGAUGUUCCUAGAAGUAUAUGGCACUGCCAGAUGAGAUUGUAAUUGCUAGGACUGUUCAUCAGGCUGAGUAAUUUUAAAUAUGGCUCUGGACUUCAGAGCAGUUUUUCAAGAAAAACAAAAUUAACGAGUAAGUGGAAUGGUUUUUACAGGCAGUAAAUAGACUGUUUAAUUCUGGAUAUUAACUUCAGAAAACAAUUUCAUCUGAAUGGACGGAUUGAUAGAUGCCUGUUCUACUCACCAGGCACCACUCCUUUGAUGUCGCUUUCCGCGUUCAUCCUGUUCUUGCGGGUGAGCUGCAGGAUAAGUUCCUUGGAUGCCUCAAACUGCUGCGUAGCCAUCAGCCACCGGAGGGACUCUGGGAAAAUACUUCAGAGAUGGAAAACGCAUUAGGGUUGCUGCCCGGUUUCUGCCAGAGGAAAAGUAUAGCGGGUAGCUGCUCAUUUAAGUAUUUGGGGGUAGUAUAACUACUUUCAAAAAGUGGAAAAAUCAUCUGUUAAAAAAUACAAGAGAAAAAAGGCUCGGAGCACGGGAAUUGGUGACAUUCACUUUUACGUUGCUCCACAGAUGACACAGGAACCAUCCUAUCACCUUGAGAUAGGACAUAUGAGAAUUUUAUAACAUAUUAGAGGAGUUCUGACUAUUAAUAAUUGUGAAAGAACGGGGAGAAGGAGGAAGCACUGUGUGCAGGAGACAUCUGCUGCCAGGCAGGGGAUAGAUGAGCUGCACAGUUAACACAGGAUAAUUCAGGCCACAGAAGGAAAACAUCUGACAGAAGUGAUUUGGAUUCUCUUGUAGAGAUGGAGAUUAGAAAGUGAAAAAUUACUUUCCAGGAUUAUAAUGGAACAGAAUUGUUUAAUUUUUAAACAUGUAAGAAAAUCUUCUUCCUCACAUGCAGAUUUUAAGGCAUUCUUUUAUACGGGUGAAUUUGGUGUGUACUCCAGAUAAAGUUCAGUUGCUGCUAUAAAAGUUUCUCCCAGUAAAGACAAGAUGAUGUUAACUGAGUUGCCUUACAAGCAUACACACAAAUGCACAUACAGUCAUAAUAUAAAAGAGUUUAUUUUUCAUCUGCUUGUUUCCCUCAAGCGCUGACACUCACCUCAAUCUCCAGCUUAAUUCUUCCCUAUUUGUUUUUCAUGUAAGUUCAUUUUAUUUUCAUUUAAAACAAACAAUCAAACAAACAAAAGCAACACAAAAUAAAGAUCUAAAUAAACAAACAAACACCCAAAAAACCCCACCAACCACCACCGCCCUACACUUACAUCAAUACAGAUACUUUCAGAACGGACUUUUUUUUUUCCUCUUGCUUUGGCCUCAUUUUCACUCAUUUUCCAGCAGACCUUUCUAAGAAUGAAUUUAUCAGCUUCUUUUAACUUCAAAUAUACAGUAAACCUCAUAUUUCCUUCAAAAAGCACCAACCCUUGCUGCAAAUGCUGCCCCAGCUCUUCUAAGCAGUGGAGCAGCCAAUUGUACUGUUAGGUUACUACUUUUUAAGGUUACUGCAAUUUGGACCUCACCCUUAGCAAGAACAUACAUAAAGUAUGUGAGUGUAUUCAGAUGUACUUAUACAUACCACAGUAUAACUGAACAGCUGUCCUAACCAGAGCCCAUUUCAGCAAAUGCAUAAACUCCAGGCAAUGCAAAUUCUUCUGCUUUGCCUAUUACACCUGUGUGUCAUAUCACCUAAGCGGGAUUAAUUUGUGUUCUCUGCCCAUCCUGCCCAGCCAAACCACCACUAAGCUCUUGCAGAUUUGGAAACAAGUUCUAGCAUUUGCUAUUACUAUGAUCCCUUGUGAAGAGGACCCUGUUGAAUUCUCAGAAGAAAUGCAGGAGAUUCUGCCUCAGCCAUGUGGGGAGGACGCUACGUCCAGAAGAAUACUGGGGGCUCACAUCUGUCUAUCAUGUUCAUUAGACAUCUUCAUUCCGCUUGGACACAGAUAUCAGCAAGCACUGCAUUGGGUUCUAUCCAGUGGUGGAUACAAUGCCCUUCAGCUGGUGGGAUCCCAGCAGAAGGCUUAGGAGUAGGCCUGCAAGCAUUUUUGGUUUGCAUGUGUACAUCACGCUGCAGGUUUGGGAGAACAGUAUUGUAUAUUAUCUACAUUCUAGGCUAUUCACCAUCGAGGUAUCACCAGCAAGAUACUUAUUAUAUAUUGGAAAUCAAGAAGGGAAAAGAAGUCAUUAUCUUAUAAAAGACUUACAACUUUCUCCUGUGUGCUGCUUUUUGCCCUCAGCCCAAGCUGUAGUAUGUCUACCUAUGUGAGCUCAGAGAUGGGCAAAGAGAUUUCUACUUAAGGGGUUAUGGUGAUGAAUGGAUGAGAACUCUAUCUGUUCCCAAGAACAGAAAAAAUAUAGAACUUAACUGUUACGUAUCAUAACAAGUUCUUACACACUGCAACUUGUUAGGUGUUACAACCAUCAACAUCCUCCUUUUUCAGACUGAAGCAACUAAAUAUUUAAAUCUAGCCAGCAUUACUUUAAAACUAAUUAUCUACUCUGUUCUCAUUGUUACGGUUUUGUACAACCCUGCUCGCAUAAGCCUCCACUAUGUUAUGCCACCACUGUGUGUCACUCUUAAGACAGAAGCAAAAAGACAUGUUUUUGGGAGGUUUUUGAAGUUCUGGUGGGAAUAGAGCCCCCCACUUCUCCAGGACAGGCAGCACCAGGCCUGGAGCCCUUUGCCAAAGCACAGCCCGCAGGGCUGGCAGUGAAGAGCGGAAGGAGCCAGGACGGAGAAGCGACCUGUGGGAAUGCUGCUCAGUGCAGGCUGGCCACAUGGCUGUCAGCCUGGCACACAGUAAUUUGGGCAAAACCUAGCAGGGAGGUUCAGAGCUGGCCGCCUCAUGCACACACUGGGCCCAGUCGUAAUACUCACGAGCGGAGGUGUGUUAUUUUUAACCUAGAUGGGCUAACCAAGGCCAAAGGAAUGAACAGGGACUGCCCAGAACCACAGAGCAGGUUUAAGGAGAAAAUUGAGCUGUGCAGCCACGAGUUGAAGCAGUUAGGCUGGGACACGUCCUUUUGCAUCUUUAAAGUGGAAGAGACUGCCAGAGAAAUUACAAAGUACAACUUUCUGCCCAACAGAAUACUCAUCUACUGAGUCCUGACACACGAACACGUAAAACUUACAGCUACUACAGCAAGCUGUAACAUUAAUUCUUCUUACUUCACAGUCAAAACUUUAUACAAAGUGAGUAGAAGAACAAGGUAUUAAUUUAUAUGUGUGGGUAAUCACCCUUACUUCCAGGCACCUCUCAAGUCCAGCAUUAGGAACUUGUGCUGCCUUUGACCCGAGGGGAAAGAAAUACUUACACCCAGU
Molecule: messenger RNA, 13773 nt
Organism: Gallus gallus (chicken)
Lineage: Eukaryota; Metazoa; Chordata; Aves; Galliformes; Phasianidae
Gene: PSMG4
Product: proteasome (prosome, macropain) assembly chaperone 4
Exons: 3
Coding region: 27-347 (106 amino acids)
Biological process (GO): proteasome assembly
Source: RefSeq, a predicted model, not a curated record